Coregonus sp. 'balchen' is the source of this 30156-nucleotide messenger RNA. The record is from the annotation of a GenBank genome assembly. Lineage: Eukaryota; Metazoa; Chordata; Actinopteri; Salmoniformes; Salmonidae.
AGCUCAGACAGAGUGUUGAACCGCAUCGGCAGUUUAUUUUCCAUAAAGAAGAAGAAGAGCCAGAGCGGUUCACUCUCAGCAGACUCAGAGGAUGGAUCCUGGCUAGGUCCUGGCUCUCCCGUCUCCCCCCAGUCCCCUGGUUCUCCUCUCUCCCCCCACCAACCACCAGAGGAAGACUGGCUAAGGACCCCCACUACUACCCGGAGAGAGGGUGAGGUAGUUGAAGCUGGAGCUGGGCCAGUGCGGGGAAGUUUGCCGGAGCUCCAGGCGGAGGGAUCGGUGUUCAGUACCAGCUCCAGCCCUAGUACCUCCAGCCUAGCCUCUCUGGUGGUGGUGGACCGAGGGGACCUGCUGUUUGCAGGCAGCGACAGCAGUGGCUGUGGCAGCGUGAGGGAAGUGCAGGUGUGCAGGGUGAGCCGGGCCGAGGCAGAGUCAGACGGAGAGGCAGACAGGAAUUAUUGGAAUCUGACUCCCACAAACCCGUCCUCCACCAGAGCAGACCAAGUCCCAGAGCUCAGCCCCACUGAGGACGUAGUAGGAGAGGUGAGCAGGAGGCUGCAGGUACAUCUGGAACAAACCACUGUGAAAGAAGGCGAAGGGUCGGGAGGGGGCAGCCAAGUGGUCCAAACCACCCUCAGGUCGUUUGAGCUCUCCCAAUCUCACCUUAAGACUGACGUCAGCUCUCUGGUCACAGAGUCUAAAAAGACCUCCCUGAAAACAUAUGUUGGAGGGAAGGGGAGUUACCUGGUGGGAGUGACUGUAGGCUCUCAGUCCUGCACCCCGUCCUCCUCAGAUCCCCAGCCAGAGGGGGAGGACAGCCCAGCCAUGGGAAAGAAGAACAGGAGGAGGGCUCUGAAAUCCACCAGCAGCAGCUCGGCUGAAACAGCUCCCCCCACACAGACCACGUUACCUGGGGGAGAGGAGGGGACGACGCAGGACUCACCUGUGAAGCUACACAAAGCCUUGUGGGUGGAAACACACCUGAGAGAAGAGGAGGGGGAGAGGGAGAGUGCAGACUCGCAUCCAGUCAUGGCCAUACCUGUGACUGUGGCCCCUGUGGAGUACCCUGAUACUGCAGCAGUAUCAGCAGCAGCAGCCGGUGGCAGAGAGCCAAAUCCAGAGCUGGCUGUAUCCACAGCACCAGCCUUCAGGGAGUCCAAAACAACAAACACAGCCCAGCCAGAGUCAAACAGUCCAGGCACAGACUCAGAGAGCAGCUCAGAGAGCAAAGAGGAGAGCAAAGAGGAAAAGCGCAGGAGUGUGAAACUGUCUCAAAGUGAGAAGCUUUUCCCUAAGAAGGUGUAUGUGAGCCCUAAGGCCAGUUUUGAUGGGGACGAGCAGACAAAGACAGAGCUGGAAAACAAUGACAUCAUAGACUUGGCUUCAAAGAUUCCUCAGAAGUCGGAGGUGAAACUGUAAGUGUCUUUAUUUCAAAUGUUGAGAGAGAGAGAGAGAGAGAGAGAGGAGAGAGAGGAGAGAGAGAGAGAGAGAGAGAGAGAGAGAAGAGAGAGAGAGAGAGAGAGAGAGAGAGAGAGACGAGAGAGAGAGAGAGAGAGAGAGAUAGAUAUCUAGAGAUCAUCGCUAUAGAUAGCUCUCUCUCGCUAUAUCUCUCUAUCUCUCUCUCUCUCUCUCUCUCUCUCUCUCUCUCUCUCUCUCUCUCUCCUCUCGCCUCCUUCUCUUCUCUUCUCUCUCUCUCUCUCUCUCUCUCUUCACUCAACCCGCGACUCUGAGUCACAUCACAACAGCAGUUCUUGGUACAGCUGAAAAUGUCACCUACAUUACAAAUACUUUACUUGGACUACAUGAUUACUGAUAGGACUACUGUAGGCCAUCCUGAAUGAUGACUCAUGGCAGAAGUAACUAGUCAAUUUGUUUGACUAAAGGGUUUAAUGAAUAGACUCAGUACAAUGCUGAUAAAAGUAAGGCACACCAUUCUGAUAUCCACAUAUCUUUCAGAUGUAGUAAUGCCACAAGGCAUGUUUUUUGUUGUAUCAUAUGAAUGUGAUAUAGCCUGUUUUUAGAUUAAAACAUAUAGCUUAAUGGAAGCAAAUUAGAAAAUGCUUGGAAUUCAUACAAGACUCUUGAUGGAUUAAUUGUUCUACUGAUACUUGAGGGGAUGUUCUCCAUUGCUGGAAGUUUUAAGUGAGAGCAGUUUUUCACAAUCUGUUUGGUCAAGCUACUCAGAGCAGAAAUAUUUAUUUCAGUUUCACUUUGCAUGUAUUGCUAAUGGCUGUUUUUCCUUAUCUGAAUAAUGUGUUUAUUUGGUUUUAUAGUGGUUGGUAUAAAUUAAGUAGCAUAUCAAUGCAGUUAAACAACAACACCUGUUUGUGGUGACAGGUUUGUUCUGCACACUAAUUUAUUUUACCCUCCUGUCCUCAAAGUUAAUCACUAUUUUUCUCUCUUCUCUAAACAGCCUGCCAAGCCUCAAAAAAGUGAAUGUAGACCUCAAGGAACCAAACAAUGACUAUGUCAUCACUGCUGGAGAGAUAACUGAGGGUACAGACUCUGAUCGAAGACACCAUGACCCCAAGGCUGUAGACAGUUCCCCAACGACCCCAACCCCAGAGCUGGAUGAGGCCUCUCCAACCACAACCAUGCCAGGAUGUAAAAUACAGCCCAACACAGGGGGGUCAAGGGUUAGAGGUCAGGGGACACCACAGGUCACCCAGUCUAAACCAGGGACAACCCAGGUCUCCCAGUCUAAACCAGGGACAACCCAGGUCUCCCAGUCUAAACCAGGGGACAAAGUAGGAAAUGUAGCCAGUCGGUCAAAGAACCCACCUCCUCCGGUUGGACCCAAGUCCAAAGCUGUCCUGGGCAUGGCUAAGGGAAAGGGUCUCAAAGAUGGUGGCAAGGCAGGGAUUUCUAGUGGGGCUCCAUCACAAAGGACAGAGGUUAUGUCACCUAAAUUAAAGGAUCAACCCACCGCAGGAAAAACAGAGGUCACCGACAGCCCCAAGUCGAGAAUCCCCAAAAAGUCACAGACAGAAGCUGCAUCAAAACCCCCACUGUCACCAGUCACAACCUCAGUGGUUGAUGUUUCAGUGGCUCUGUCUCCUCCUGUGUCUGGUUCCAAACCACAGAAGAUCCCUAAACCUAAACAUUUAAUGAUUAAAACAGACAAAAAGCCUAUCGCUGAGGAGGUGAAGGAAGUGGGUUCAGGGGGGAAACAAACUCCAGGGCCUGUUAAGUCAGAAGAGGUGUCACCUACUAAAGUACCAGUCUUGUCACCUGUGAAGUCCAGCAAAGAAAAGAGCAAAGAGAAUUCAGAUAAGGUAAACCUGGUCAAUGGGCUGGAGAAAGACCUUGAGGACAACACCACUGCCACAGCCAAAACAAGUGAACCCAAAGAUGUCAAAAAGCAAGCUCCAACAUGCCCAGACAGCACCAAAAGCAGCAUGAUACCAAAGAGCAGGUUACCCAAAUCCCCUGACAACUCAUUGUCUCCGGUCAGAAAGAUGAAAGAUGGCAAACCCCAAACCAUCGACACAGGCAGUAAAAAAAAAGAAAACACUGAGAGAGCAUCAGGUGUCAAUAGUAGGCCUUCCACACCAACCAGCCCAAAGCAGCAGGAGCUGCCCAGCCCAGAGGAAAGGCCCCCAGAUGAGAGACUGACCCCUGAACCUGAGAAGGGUAAGACAAACGUGACAUGCAUUUUGAACAUGGGAUAUUGAUAAGAUUCUGUCUGCUUAUUUAUAGCAUCUGUCUAGCUAACACGUUUUAGCUAUGUGUUUAGUAGUGGUAAUGUUUCAGAAUUAUCCAAUGGUUGAAUUUCUUUGAUGGACAAGAGGUAUUGUAAAUGUCACAUAUUUUAGAGAGAGGGAUAGCUCUCAUUUUGCAAUGCAUUGUGAAAACUAACCAACAAACCUCUAUACUAACUGUCUGAAUAACUAUAUUAUCACCAACAGGAAGAAAGCUGCCUUGCCCUUUGCAAAAACAUCUGCCCCAACAGGCCUCCAAUAAGAGCACUCCCUGUGACUAUGGGGACACACCCACCCCUCCCUCACUGGUACCAACCAAGCCAGAGAAACCUGCCUCCCUUGGACUUAAGAAGCAGAGUGAGGACAGGAGCAGUAGUAGUACACCUGAAACAAAACUGGAUGCAAAAUCGGAAAAUGCAAAAAAUAAAUCUCUAUCGGUCAAAACUACCUGUAUUACACAGGAACAACAAACCAAACCAUCCCCAGAUCUCUCAUCCGAGACAGAGAGUGACUGCAACUAUGUGGAAGCCUUAACCGAUACACCACUGCAGCAGAUGGGUCCUGUGAGCCCAGGUGUAGUCCUGAAGAAACGGCCACCUGAACCAAGCCCCAUUGUGUCUGCCUCAGGCAGACCUACCCAUGAGGAAGUAAUAUAUACAUCCAACAAGACUGAGUUGACUGAUCGCAUUCAUAUUGACACUGAGACCCAAGCUAAUCAGAAAAGUGAUGAGCAUAAUGAAAAUGCUUCUACAGCUUCAGAGAAGCUCUUACUUAGUGCUAGAGAAGGGAUAUCCAAUACAAAUCAGCCUGUGGAACACGGCCUGGAUGUAGCAAAGGACAGCUCACCCAAAAACGCCUCCACUGUGGUUGAAAGUGGAGAGAGUCAAGAUACGGCAAAACAGCCAACUCUCAUUGGCUCGGAGGAAAAAUCUAAGAAACUAGAUAAUGUUCAAACCCCAGAUAUAGUACCCAUUGGUAAUGGCAUAGUUUCUGAUAUAUCCAUAGUGUCUGGGAAAGAGACUGAAGUACAGAAAGGGGGAGAGCAAGUGAAGGUCACCGACGUUAUAACAGAGGCUGUGAUUGUUCAGAAACCAAUUGAAAAUGGUGAGGUCCAACUGAACAAAGAGCUUCCUUCACUGACACAGAAUUUGGCAGAUGCACAUAGCGGGCCACACAAAGAAUACAAAGAGGACAAACCGGGUGAGGCAGCAUCUAAGAGCACAGUUACUAAGAUGGAGGUAAAACAGGAAUCAAAGACCAUAACUACAAAAGCUCAGAAGGAGAAAGUGACAAAACAAGAAGAAAGACCCAGCGAAGGAGCCACUAAGAUAUUAGACACAAAACAGGACUCAAAAACCAUAAGCACAAAAGCUCAGGAGAAGAAGGUCUUAGUCCUCAAAGAACCCCCUAAAACUACAAAAGCAACCUCCAAGGCUGAGCUGCCUCUUCAGCCGCCAACUUCUCUGAAGCUCCCCUCUCCCCCUAAACCGCUCCAUCUGAAACAGGAAUCUCCAUCCAGCUGGCUGAAUGUGGAGCGCGGCUCCAAACGGGAGCAGAAGAGGGAGACCAAGAGGAGGCUGGACUGUUCAGCCAGCGAGGAUGAGAGUCUGGCUGAGACUGACAACGUGGAGGACUUCAUCAGGAGCAUUAAGGAACUGGGCACCCCCUUUCCCCUGGCUCCCAAGAGGCACCACGACCAUGCCAAGAACUCCUCGCCCCCCUUUGCCCUGCCCGCCAUCAAGGAGGACCGCUUCGAGAACCCUUUUGACGCUGAUGGCUUCCAGUUUGGCCUGAAAAAGAGGGUGAAGGAUAAAGAAACCCCGGCCAUGUUGAUGAAGAAACAGGCCUCAGACAGGGAGGAGAAGACACAGACAAGACGGGCUAAUGCAGAGGACAGCCUUCUCUUCAAAGCCCUCCAGUCUCCAUCUAGAGCCCGGAGAAAACCAGGAUGUCAAACAGACGGGAAAGAUGGCGAGGUGGAAAUGAAGGUAGAGUUGAAGAGGGAAGUAGAGAAGAAAGAGGAGCUCUGGGAAGAAACCGGGCAGAUCACGUCGCGGCUAGGAAGGUCGUCCCUACUCUCCAACCUGUUGAGCUCCCCCAGGACUUCCAGAAGGGACAAAGGGGAUCCUUCCUCCUCAGUCUCUAAUGGUGCUCCUCCCUCUCCUACCACCCAGGGCACAGUGCCAGAAAGGGCGGGUGGGAGAGGUAUGAAUCCGGGCCUGCGUAUGGGUGUGGUUGCAGCUGGUGAGUCAAUAAUCAGUCCCUCCUCACCACCUCCUCUCCCCUCGUUCACUGAGCUAAAGCUGCCAGAUACCCUGGAGCAAUAUCUCAGGAAAGAUAAAGGAUCUUCACAGAGUAGCGCUACACAGAGUACAAUGGCUAGCCCUGUAAUGGGCCUAGGUCAGGGUACUGGACUAAAGGGACUUACCUUAGGACUUCAUCCAGCCACCAACCACAUCACACAGGCCCCUCUGAUUGGUCUUCCUGCAGCCAACCCUAAGGUAAGAGUCUCAGACAAGACUGCAUGAAGCCAACUGACAGUUUGGGGUUUUGCAUCAUUACUGCACUGUAUGUAUCUAUGUUAUUUUAUUUAUCCAUCUAAAUUCUCUAUAGACAGGUACUUUGUACUAGAUUUAGAAAUGCUUUUUUUUCUAUAGAGACUAGAAGUACAUGAUUGAGACAUAUUGAGUCUCUCAUAUUCUCUCAGUACUGCUUUACUCCUGGAAACAGAGGAUUCACUUUUACAACUAAAUUAGUUUUGACCUGCAGGGCGUUGUUUUAUGGGCUGGGCAGAUACUUCAGAACCUGUUCACUUUGUACAGGCAUCUAAAGUAUCUCCAUGGCAACACGCCACUAAAUCACCUCUGGUCCAGCUUUGUCUUUUGGAAUGUUGAAAUGCAAUAAGUCCUAGACGUUUAUAGCUCUUAGAAACAAGUCAUGAAUUGUUUGCAAGUCAAGACAAGAAGAAGAGGCAUUCUUCAAAAUAAACGUUUAUAUACGCCUUUGCCAGAAUGACUCCAUUUUGCACAUACAUUUUAAUGCUCAGACCAGACACAUAAACAUGCAAAUAGGCCUACUUCUCUCACGUUGUUUUGUUUACAUGAGCCAUGAUUGCCAUUUUACUUUCUGCCCAGCAAGCAGUAGGUUUGUAGACCAAUGUUGGUUUGUUCUUAUACACUAAUGUACAAUACAUAGCAUGUAAGCUGCUAACUAUUGAUGUUCUUAAGCUGAAAAAUGUAUAACUGGUAGUCUUUUGUUGAGUUAAUUUUAUCUGUAGGCAGUCUAGAGUUCUGCCGGGAGUACAGGAAAUACACAGGAUACUUCUGCUUUUCCACCCCCAGUCCCUCAGAAGAAAAUGAAAGACGGCAUGCUUUCUUUUCCUUUUCAGAUUCCAGAAGCGAGAGGGUUCCACAAACGGCCUGGGAAGGUACGAUUGACCUUACAUUCAAAACAAAAUACUGUCUCCACCAUCCAGUGUUUUAUAGUAACACGAUAUGAUGCAAGGUCUACAAGUAGUUGUGUGUUGGGGAGUUCUACAUUAUUUAUUCUCAAAUACUUUUGAUAUUUUAUGGUGAUAAUCUGAAAAUAUAUUUCAUGAAACAACAUCUGCAGUAUUCAACUCAGUCUAUUGUAUCAGAAAUUGCAAGAGACCAUGAUACAAUCACCAAGUGUCACAUGUUGUAAUGACCAUGAGAUAUACUUACUGUAAAUCUCUACAUCCUGUUGUAGAUAGUGCUCCAUGAGCAGGCUCAGUUUGGAGGAGAGGCCUACGAGGUGUUUGGGGAUGUGGAGGAUGCCUCCAUGAUGAAGCUGUCUCCUGUCAUCUCAGUCAGGGUCAUCAGGGGAUGGUAAGACUGUUUGUCGGGAUUGUCACUAGUUACCACAGCCACAAAGUAAAAAUGGUCUAUAUAAUAAUUUCUGGGUUGUUGCUUUUUGGUCUUAAUUUAAGGUAAGGCAUAAGGUUAGUAUUGUGGUUAAGGUUAGGUCAUAUUUUAAGAAAUAGGCAAUGACUUUGUGGCUGUGGUAACUAGUGACAACCGUUUGUCGGGGACAAACUUCAUUCCUCAUUCCCUCACUCUGUAUUCCAUCAAUAAAUGCUUUAUUUCAUACAAAUCUUCCAUUGUUAACUUGUCACAAUCCUGUAUGACAGUAUUAAUUGAUUCAUGACAGCAUGACAGCAACUCAACAUUUUUGGACUGUUAGGAACAUGCCUCUCAUUGUGUCAUCACGUCCUGUCCAUGUAGCUGGCUGCUGUAUGAGAAGCCAGGGUUCCAGGGGCGGACCAUCGCCCUGGAGGAGGGGCCCAUGGAGCUGGUCAACGUGUGGGCAGAGGAGGUGACACCAGGGGCACUGGAUCAGAUUGGUCUGCCUGUGCCAACCUCACCCAUGGUCAUCGGAUCUAUCCGCCUGGCAGUGAGGGACUACAGUCUACCUCGGAUUGACCUGUUCACUGAGGUGAAUGGUCUGGGGGGAAUGACAUCAUUCUGUGACGACACCAUCGAGAUCUGCUCUUACGGGAACAUACAGAACACCGGCUCCAUCAAGGUCCACUCUGGAGUGUAAGUUCUACCUUCAUUGUAGAUUCAAAUCUUAGUCCAGAAUUUGCUUCAUUAUUCAUUUCAAUUCAAUUCAAUAUACUAUACUCACCCCAGCAGGUUUGCUAUUUUUCAAAAGCGUGUUGAAAUGGAUGACACAGUAUGCAAACUAUAAUUUAGCAUUUUCACUCACUAUAGUGUGCAUGCGUUAUUGUUAGCAAUUCUUGUCAUGGAGGCUGGUCUUUCUUCACUUUCCUCAUUGGAAUGGCCUGCAUAGGCUUGUUGGAAUGACAUAAUCUGCUGUUAGGAGAUGUUAUCUCAGUCACACACACAUUGUUGUUUUUUGUAACAGUACAUUGGUGUUGCUACACUCUUAGAAAAAAAGGGUUCCAAAAGGGUUCUUCGACUGUCCCCAUAGGAGAACCCUUUUUGGUUCCAGGUAGAACCCUUUUGAGUUCCAUGUACCCUUUGUGGAAAGGGUUCUAAAUGGAACCCAAAGGGGUUCUACCUGGAACCAAAAAGGGUUCUUCAAAGGUUUAUCCUAUGGGAACAGCCUUUUAGGUUCUAGAUAGCACCUUUUUUUCUAAGGGUUCAUUUUAGACAUAGUUUAGUGAAUCUGCUCAUGUCUGUCUUCUUAGGUGUGUUCGAGAAUCAUAGUGCUAACGCCCUGAAAUUGUAUUUGGAUGUGUUUUAAAGUAAAUAUUUACAUGACAGCUGAAGAACAAGGGUGUGAUUUAGUGUCUUGUACAAGUGUCUAAUCUUUGUGUGUGUGUGUGGCCCUUGUCGUCAUCCCAUAGCUGGCUGGUGUAUGGUGACCCAGGGUUUGGGGGUCUCCUAACGGUGUUGGAGGUGGGAGAGUAUCCCUGUCCAGAAGCCUGGGCAUUCCCUCAGCCCUUCAUCGGAUCGCUGAAAACCCUCAAAAUGGUACCGGAUUAUUAUGUCAUUCUUACUUAUCUUUUUAAAAACACUUUCCCCUGACUGUAUAUUCUACUGUUUUAUCUCUAUGAUGUUAAAGGCCUGUGUGGUUUUCCGUCUCUUACAGGGUGGGAUAAAGGUGGAGCAUCCUAAUGAAGUAAAGGUAUGCUUCCCCUCUUUGAAUUAUUCAGUUGUAUAGCUAUUCCCAUGACCAUUCAUAUUUACAUCAGUGUUUAAGGAUAAAAAACAACAUACAGUCUGUGAAUGACAGUGGAAACUUUUAACAACCCCAAGCGCCUCUUACCACAAAACCUCAUAAUAUCCAAACGCUUGGCUUUUUUUCUGAAGACUAGCUGUGAUAUGAUGGGACGGCAUAUUAUUAUAGCACAGCUGUCAUCCUAAAUUUACAUUUUAGUCAUUUAGCAGACGCUCUUAUCCAGAGCGACUUACAUGAGCAAUUAGGGUUAAGUGCCUUGCUUAAGGGCACAUCGACAGAUUUUUCACCUAGUCUGCUCGGGGAUUAGAACCAGCGACCUUUCGGUUACUGGCACAACGCUCUUACCCACUAAGCUACCUGCCGCCCUAAUAACAUCUGUUCAUUGUGAAACAGACCUACAGGCCUGUUGUUGCAGGUGGAUUGGCUAGUGACUAGUGAGAGAACUAUGUGUGCCCCGGUAGCUCUAUGGGCACAUAGCACAAAAGUGUGUUGUCUCUGCAUGCUCUCUUUCUGUCUAACCCAGCAGUCAGCAGAAUGUGCUGUGGUUGCCAGUAGAGCUGUUUCUUUAGGACAUUCUGGCUGUCCGGAUGAGGGCUAAAAUAUAGAAAUAUGCAAGCGCAUUUCAUGGGUUUCAAGGGGCUGAUAAUGUAGUUGUUUGGCUCAAUAUCUGCUGAACAUUUGUUUAACCAUUAAAAUGCACAAUUGAUUGAUGGUUUAAGAAAAGUACCACCUAGCCCUCUGGGCUUAAUAUUGCACUGUCAGACAGACAGGCAGAGGCACGGGGCCUAGGGGGGGUGGAAUCUGUGGUAUGAGGAGCAUGUAGCCCUUGGAUGGGGACAGGUAUGGACAAGAGCACUCUGCCCACCUCAGCACAUCAGCCUCAACUUUAACCCCUUCUCUCCCCUUCAGGCUCUGGUGUACGAGAGGCCGUGCUUCGAGGGCGAGUGUGUGGAGAUUGACAAUGAUGUGUACAACUUCAGAGAGGAGGAAGAGGGGGGGGAGGAGGAGGAGGAGGAGGAGGAGGAGGCAGAAGUUAAUCCAGUCAGAAGGAAGACAUUGUGUUCUGUGGGAUCCAUCAAGAUCCUUCGUGGACUGUAAGUACUUGUGGUUGAUCUCAGCUGACAUACAGUAGGGGAUAGUAUUGUAAUGAAAUGACUCCUCCUCUGCCCAUAUUAACCUGCCAUAACACAGAUUAACGGUCUAUUAAUUUGAUACUGUAUUUGGUCAGAUCUAUUCUAACAUCACCCUAUGGGCUCUACUUUAACAAACCUAACGCAAUGGUAAAUCUAAGCGCAGGCGGUAGCGCUAUAGGUUCAGGGGUGUGUCAAAUAUUUUUGCUAUUUUCACUAUCACAAUUAUCGGCGCACUUGCUGAUGUUGGCACGAAAGGGCUGGGUUUUGAUGAAUAAACAAGUUGUGGGUGUGUCAAGGCUUGGCCCCUCACUUGGCAAUCAGAACGCGCUACAUGGCGAAAAAUGUGGUUGCUUCAAGUUGUGUACUUACAGUAUUUUAUGUAUUGCCUUGGAAUCAACUCCAAUUCCAAUGUUAAUCCGUUAUAGUUUGUUAAAUGGCUUACAGAAACGAAAUAACAAAAUGUAGACCUAUCUUUGCUAAAUACGUUAACUUGAACCCAUUUGCAGUCCACAUUGUUCUAAGUAAUCGCAUGGCUUCAAUAGCAUUCACACUGAUGUAGGGGCUAGGCCUACUGUAAAUUGCAUUAUGGCUGAGCAUGGACAUGCUAAACAUUGUCAAUAAGCAAGAUUAAAUAAAUUAUUGAUAAGGCCUAAAAAGAGAACAAAUCAUUAGAAUCAAAUUCUAAAUUAAACAACAACCUGUUUUAAUUGGGCUAUGUCACACUUACAGGCACCAACAUUUCUCCCCGUGGGCAUAUAAUAUUAAAACAAUGCCGACUAUGGAGGGUUUUAUGGCUCAUCCAAACUUUUCACAGUAGCUGGGCAAAGAUCCUAAAUAAAUAGAAAGGGUGAAUGUCCACUCACCGUUAUACUGCUUCCAAAUAGGCCUAUGUUUUAUUAACAUAAUCUGAACCAUUUUAGAGAUCAGAUCGCAUUCACACAUCUCCAGAAUUUGCAUUGCAUGCGCGCCACGGACAUUGUCACCAGAAAACCGGGAAAGGUGAAUCAUUCAAAUAAGUUUGGUUGUAAUAAAUGUAAACGAAAAACAAGCAACCCAAUUUGUUUUUUACAACAACAAUAAAUAAAUGUCAAAUGUAAUGAUGUCAUAAAAUCUCUAGGAUAAAAAAGACAGAUUGCUGUUGAACCAGCCUUCGUUAUAGUAGGCCUAAGGGAAGGCUUGGGUUUUGAACAUAUGAAACGGAAAACAAUAAAUUUUUACCGGUUACAGAUAACUUCUAAAUACGAGGUUCACUGGUAUUCACAGAGGUUCUCAUCUCUCGUUUCAUGAUGGGCAUGGACACGUAGCCUACAUCAUGGAGGGGGUUUUGCGCAUGUCCAAAACGGAACCUGCAUGGUUAAAAUAAUGUGGGCCUGCUUACAAUGCAUACAGUCGUGGUCAAAAGUUUUGAGAAUGACAAAAAUACAAUUUUUCACAAAGUCUGCUGCCUCAGUUUUGAUUAUGGCAAUUUGCAUAUACUCCAGAAAGUCAUGAAGAGUGAUCAGAUGAAUUGCAAUUAAUUGCAAAGUCCCUCUUUGCCAUGAAAAUGAACUUAUUCCCCAAAAAACUUUUCCACUGCAUUUCAGCCCUGCCACAAAAGGACCAGCUGCCAUCAUGUCAGUGAUUCUCUCGUUAACACAGGUGAGAGUGUUGACGAGGACAAGGCUGGAGAUCACUCUGUCAUGCUGAUUGAGUUAGAAUAACAGACUGGAAGCUUUAAAAGGAGGGUGUGCUUGAAAUCAUUGUUCUUCCUCUGUUAACCAUGGUUACCUGCAAGGAAACACGUGCCGUCAUCAUUGCUUUGCACAAAAAGGGCUUCACAGGCAAGGAUAUUGCUGCUAGUAAGAUUGUACCUAAAUCAACCAUUUAUCGGAUCAUCAAGAACUUCAAGGAGAGAGGUUCAAUUGUUGUGAAGAAGGCAUCAGGGCGCCCAAGAAAGUCCAGCAAGCGCCAGGACUGUCUCCUAAAGUUGAUUCAGCUGCGAGAUCGGGGCACCACCAGUGCAGAGCUUGCUCAGGAAUAGCAGCAGGCAGGUGUGAGUGCAUCUGCACGCACAGUGAGGCGAAGACUUUUGGAGGAUGGCCUGGUGUCAAGAAGGGCAGCAAAGAAGCCACUUCUCUCCAGGAAAAACAUCAGGAACAGACUGAUAUUAUGCAAAAGGUACAGGGAUUGGACUGCUGAGGACUGGGGUAAAGUAAUUUUCUCUGAUGAAUCCCCUUUCCGAUUGUUUGGGGCAUCCGGAAAACACCUUGUCCGGAGAAGACAAGGUGAGCGCUACCAUCAGUCCUGUGUCAUGCCAACAGUAAAGCAUCCUGAGACCAUUCAUGUGUGGGGUUGCUUCUCAGCCAAGGGAGUGGGCUCACUCACAAUUCUAUCUAAGAACACAGCCAUGAAUAAAGAAUGGUACCAACACAUCCUCCGAGAGCAACUUCUCCCAACCAUCCAAGAACAGUUUGGUGACGACCAAUGCCUUUUCCAGCAUGAUGGAGCACCUUUCCAUAAGGCAAACGUGAUAACUAAGUGGCUCGGGGAACAAAACAUCGACAUUUUGUGUCCUUAAUCCCAUUGAGAACUUGUGGUCGAUCCUCAAGAGGCGGGUGGACAAACAAGAACCCACAAAUUCUGACAAACUCCAAGCAUUGAUUAUGCAAGAAUGGGCUGCCAUCAAUCAGGAUGUGGCCCAGAAGUUAAUUGACAGCAUGCCAGGGUGGAUUGCGGAGGUCUUGAAAAAGAAGGGUCAACACUGCAAAUAUUGACUCUUUGCAUAAACUUAAUGUAAUUGUCAAUAAAAGCCUUUGACACUUAUGGAAUGCUUGUAAUUAUUCUUCAGUAUACCAUAGUAACAUCUGACAAAAAUAUCUCAUAACACUGAAGCAGCGGACUUUGUGAAGACCAAUACUUGUGUCAUUCUCAAAACGUUUGACCACGACUGUAGAUAAAAAGGGAAGGUCAGCUCACUGUUUAACUCAUCUCAAACUUGAUAUUUUACUAAAGCUUUGGGAAUGAAGAUUUAUUUCCAAGUGUUCUCAGGAGCCAAACCCUUUAUUGACAGUCUUGAUUAAUUUGCAAUUGCAUUGGGCAGACAAAAAAAAGCCUUUAUUGAGAGGAGGGGGAGGCUAUGCUUGUUUUUUAAUCAAAGAAUACAAAUUAAUUUCUAAAUACGAAUUAUACAGGCACCAAAAGCACAUUGGGCUACUUUUGUUCCAUACGCAUAUGAGCAGUGUGCAUCAUGGCUGGCUAGGCUGCAUUUCUGCUGUCAAGAUUCAUGCCAUAACCACCUGCGUUACCGCUAAAACCAGCUUUUGGUUGGUCUUAAAUUUCCCCAUCAGCACUGCCUGAAAUUAGCACUUUGGAUCAUGUUUUUAAGGACACACCUCAAAUAUUUCCACCCGCCCAUCUGAGAGCAAGCGAGCUGAUAUAAGACCGGUAAAUUGCCAAACCUGGCGUUAGGGCUGGAAAAUGCCAGUGCCCCGCUUUUUACAUGACGAAAUUGCAAACUAACGUGCGUUUGACACUAGCGCAAAUAGAGCCCUCUGUGUUUCUGAUUGCCCCUGUAGCUGGGUCUGUCACAACUUCUUCCGAAGCUGCCUCCUCUCCUUGUUCGGGCAGGCUUCGGCGUUUGUCGUCACCGGCCUUUUAGACACUGCCGCGCCUCAUCUCAUCAUUCCAUUUGUUUUGUCUUGUUUUUACACACACUUGGUUCAUAUCCCCUCACCAGUCCUUCUAUAAGUAUUCCCUCUGCCCCCCAUGUCUUUGUGUGUGAUUGUUUAUUGUGGAGGUGACGAUAGCUCGGUGGAGCUUUACAUAUUGUAUUCGCCGGGAUAUUCACCCGUGUGCUUUGUUUUCUCCAGUGCUCCGUUAUACUGCACUGUAGAGUUUUACGCAUUGCUGCGUACCGCUCUAUUUUCCGAAUAAACAAUUUAUUCUGUGAUUUACCCUCCUGCGCCUGAGUCCGCCCAAAUCACCCGCUACAGAAUCACGCACCCAACAGCAUGGAGUCAGCAGGAGCAGGAAAUAUGCCUGGAGUCGUUGAGCGGGUCCGGGAGCAUUCCCACAUGUUAGCCGGUUUGGAGAGGACCUGACCCUUCGGAACCAGCUGAGCGACCGGAUCCAGCCACCCACACCCCAGCGCCCAGAGGUAUUCACUUGGCUCGACCGAGGGAAUACGACGGGCAGCGGCCAGCUGCCAGGGUUUCCUCCUGCAGCUAGACCUCUAUUUUACCAACAUCAGCCCGGCUCCAUCGGAUCGGGAGAAGGUGUCCUCCCUCAUCUCCUGCCUCUCGGGGAAAGCCCUGGAGUGGGCCAACGCGGUCUGGAGUGAAGGAGGAGACGCGUUGGACAACUACGGGGAGUUCGCUUGCCUCUUCCAGGCAGUCUUCGAUCAUCCCCCUGAAGGAGGAGAGGCGGGCGAGCAUCUGGUCCAUCUGAGGCAGGGGACGAGGACCGGGCAAGACUUUGCCCUGGAGUUUAGAACUCUAGCAGCUGGGUCUGGGUGGAACGAGCGGGCCAUCAUCGACCGCUUCCGGUGCAGCAUGCGUGAGGACGUCCGAAGGGAGCUAGCCUGCCAGGAUACCACGUUGACCUUCCACCAACUGGUGGACAUGGCCAUCCGGCUGGACAACCUGCUGGCUUCUAGAGGACGUCCUGGAAGGGACGUUUCAAUACCCUUGAACCCGGACCGGGUUGCGAUGGAGCUGGGUGGUGCAGCGAUCCGGGAGAACGGAGGAUGACAGAUCCAGUGUCACUCUUGUGGCAAGAGAGGACAUUCUGCUAAACUCUGUCGUCAGAGUUCUUCUGGAUCUGGAGGUGGCAGGCAGGGCACUCUCGCGUCACCCCAGGUAGUGCAAACCCACACUCGUUCAGAGCCCUCUGCUGCGCACUUCACCAUCCACGUCAACUUCCCUGAUUACACGGUAGUUCCCCAGUGUGAGGCGAUGGUCGAUUCAGGUGCAGCUGGAAACUUUAUGGACAGGUCUUUAGCUAAUAGUCUAUUUACAUUUUACAUUUUUGUCAUUUAGCAGACACUCUUAUCCAGAGCGACUUACAGUUAGUGAGUGCAUACAUUUUUCAUAUGUUUUUCAUACACUCUCGCGACCACCCCGUUAGAAUGUAUUACAUUGGUUCCCCUAUCCAUUCCAUUGCCCAUCAAAGUACUUGACAGUCGACCAUUAGGGUCAGGUUCUGUUAGGGAGGGGACGAGUGGAAGACCGCAUUUAGCACAACCACGGGGCAUUAUGAAUACCUGGUGAUGCCGUAGGGGUUGAUGAAUGCUCCAUCAGUCUUCCUUUGUGAACGAGGUGUUUCGGGACAUGCUUGGUCGUGGUGUGGUGGUCUACAUCGAUGACAUUCUGGUGUCUGUUCUUCCAACAGUCCGUCUUCUUCUUAGGAUACCACAUCACCACCUCAGGUGUGGAGAUGGAGGGAAACAGCAUUUCAGCCUUGCGUAAUUGGCAGACUCCAACCACGGUAAAAGAGGUGCAGCGCUUCAUUAGCUUUGCCAAUUACUAUCUGAGGUUUAUCCGGGGCUUUGGCAAGGUUGCAGCUCCCAUCACCUCUCUGUUGAAGGGUGAUCGUCCCGGCUCCGCUGGUCUGCUGAGGCUGACAGGGCUGUCUGUAACCUGAGGGCUCUGUUCACCUCAGCCCCGGUACUGGCCCAUCCCGAUCCAUCAUUGCCGUUCGUAGUGGAGGCGCUGUCCUAUCCCAACGCUCGGGCACGCCACCCAAGCUCCGCCCCUGUGUCUUCUUCUCUAAGAAGCUCAGCCAGGCGGAGCUGUUGGCUGUUGGUGAUCGGGAGCUGUUGGCUGUUGUCAGAGCCCUGACCGCGUGGAGGCACUGGCUCGAGGGGCAAACACCCUUUCAUCGUCUGGACUGACCACCGUAACCUGGAGUACAUCCAGGCAGCGAGGAGGCUGAACCCUCGCCAGGCCAGGUGGGCCUUGUUCUUCACCCAGUUUGAUUUCAUGCUGUCCUACAUACCAGGCACAAAGAACGUGAAGGCAGACGCACUGUCACGGCUGUAAGACACAAAGGAGAGGCCCAUAGACAACACCCCCAUACUCCCGGCCUCCUGCAUUGUGGCGCCGGUAGUGUGGGUGGUGGAAACGGACAUAGUUACGCACAGAGCCAUCUCCACCUCAGUGCCCAGCUGGGCUGCGGUACGUGCCGUCUAUUGUCUGUGAUCGUCUUAUCUAUUGGGCACACACGUGCCCCUCCUCUGGUCACCCAGGCAUUGGCCGUACAGUGCACUGUCUGACCGGGAAGUACUGUAUGUCUCCUCCUGCCCGGUGUGCGUCCAGAGUAAGGCACCUAGGCACUUUCCAGCGUGUAAGUUACAUCCCUUACCAGUUCCACAACGGCCAUGGUCCCACUUAUCAAUUGACUUCCUAACUGAUCUUCCCCUCUCUCAGGGUAACACCACAAUCCUGGUCAUUGUGGACCGCUUUUCUAAAGCCUGCCGCCUCCUUCCUCUGCCCGGUCUCCCCACGGCCCUGCAAACUGCGGAGGCCCUGUUUACUCACGUCAUCCGGCACUACGGGGUGCCAGAGGACAUAGUGUCUGACCGGGGUCCCCAGUUUACGUUUAGGGUCUAGAAGGCAUUCAUGGAACGUCUGGGGGUCUCGGUCAGCCUGACCUCUGGGUUUCACCCCGAGUCUAAUGGGCAGGUGGAACGGGUGAAUCAGGAUGUUGGUAGGUUCCUGAGGUCCUACUGCCAGGACCGGCUGGGGGAGUGGUCGGUGUUCUUGCCAUGGGCCGAAUAUGCCCAGAACUCUCUCCGCCACUCCUCCACUAACCUAUCUCCAUUUUAAUGUUGUUUUAGGGUAUCAGCCAGUUCUGGCACCGUGGCAUCAGAGCCAGACCGAAGCUCCUGCGGUGGACGACUGUCCUUGUUCGGGCAGGCUUCGGCGUUCGGCGUCACGGCCUUCUAGCCACUGCCGCUCCUCUUCUCAUCAUUCCAUUUGUUUUGUCUUGUUUUUACACACACCUGGUUCAUAUCCCCUCAUCAGUCCUUGUAUAAGUAUUCCCUCUGCCCCACAUGUCUUUGUGAGUGAUUGUUUAUUGUGGAGGUGACGAUAGCUCGGUGGAGCUUUACGUAUUGUAAUCGCCGGGAUAUUCACCCGUGUGCUUUGUUUUCUCCAAUGCGCCGUUAUACCGCACUGUAGAGUUUUACGCAUUGCUGCGUACCGCUCUAUUUGCCGAAUAAACAAUUUAUUCUGCGAUUUACCCUCUAUCACCCUUUGUGUUCCUGAUUGUCCCUGUAGCUGGGUUGGCUAUGAUGAGCCAGAGUUUGAAGGUCACCAGUAUCUCCUGGAGGAGGGGGAGUAUCCUGACUGGAGGGAGUGGGGAGGCUAUGGAGACCAGCUCCUGUCACUACGCCCUGUCCGCACUGUAAGUACUGGAACUCUCAUCUAUUCAGAGCCAUGGUAGAAUAUAUAGAAUGUUUGUGAUGAUUGAAGUACCUAGACAAAAUAAAGUCAGUUAAUGGUAUAGCUUGUCAAGUUUGGUCUUUGUAAAUAGAGAUCAUUUGGGUGUUUUUUUUUUCACAUUCCCUGUGUUGUAGGAUUUCCUGUCUCCCCAUGUGAAGUUGUUCAGUGAGAGGGAAUUUGGGGAGAGAGGGGUCAACGUAGACCUGCUAGGGCCUGUCACUAACAUGGAGGGCACCGGCUUCGGCCCCAAGACACAGUCCAUCAAUGUCCAGGAUGGAGUGUAAGUCAACUUCCCUGACGGUCCUAUGUAGCAGGCUACUGCAUCUAUUGAAAUAACUCAGUGUGUCACAACUGCACCAGGACUUGGGCUUGCUCUGCUAUAGAUAUAUAGGUGGGCCACUUCUAUCCUCUUUCCUCUGUUUGCAAGCUUUUAAUUAACACACACACACACACAUGCACACACAGGCACAAACGCGAAAGACGGGUGUUAAUGUCACGCUUAGUAAAGUGAUACUGAAGGUUAGACAAUAGGUGGGAAAAUGAGAUCAUUCUCUAGGGCUAUAUAUUCUUAGAGAGGAGAUUAGAUUCUAAAGGCACAGUCCUGGAGUCACAAUUCAAACUGUAUAAGCUUUGUACAUGUUUCAGUAAAGAAAGGGAGUUGCCGUGUUCCAGACAUACCUGGUUCUCUGUAGCUCAAUUGGUAGAGCAUGGCGCUUGUAACGCCAGGGUAGUGGGUUCGAACCCCGGGACCACCCAUACGUAAAAAUGUAUGCACACAUGACUGUAAGUCGCUUUGGAUAAAAGCGUCUGCUAAAUGGCAUAUUAUUAUUAUACCUGAAUUUAAUCACUUAGAAGUUCAUUGGCUAUCUCUUUUAUAUAUAUAGAGUCAGUUGUCUCAGUGGUUCACAAGCUAUCACAAAAGUCUCUGUGUUAGAAUGAACAGCGUUCAUUUUUAUGUAUCUUUCCAAACUGGUUAUGUAGAGCAUACGCCUAAAGCUUAUAUAGUUCAAAAUGAACUCCACUGAAUAGGGAUAGCCUUUACAUAAUCUCUUUAUAACCUUCUACUGUUUACUGUGUAGUUUACCUGGCUAAUUGUUUUAUGGCCUUUCAAAAUGCCAGAGCUCAUUGUUUAGUUAGUGAUAAAAUGGAGUUAGAGCUAGUGAUUUUAAGUUAUAAACAUCUAAUAUUACAGGAUUGGAAACUAGAGUAAAAUUAUAAUAAUCAUAUUCAGACCUCCUGUUUAAAGUUUAUGACAUACGGGUGGGAAUGAUGCUAUUUACAACAUGUUGUAUUGUAAAAUGUUAUUAUGGAGUGUCCUAAGUAUUAAUUUACCUGUUGUGUGUGUGUGUGUGUGUGUUCUAAACAGGUGGGUUGCCUUCGAGAACCCUGGGUUCUCCGGAGAACUUUACAUUCUAGAGAAAGGCCUCUACGGAAGCCCAGAGGACUGGGGAGGACAGAACCUCCAGAUAUCCUCACUGCAGCCAGUCUUCCAGGUAAACAGAACAUAUUUACGCACAGUCCAUGGGUGGACUAGGGAAAGACUAUUGUACAAUAAUAAUCACAGUAGUACCACCUUUGUAGUAUCAUACUUGAUCAUACUUAGAGUAUACUUUCAUGACUCUGAUAAGUUAUGAGGUUAGUGAAGAAACUUUGAACUGGUUUAUCCAUAAUUCCUUUAUUAUUUUCAGGAUAUCCUGGGUGGAUCAUGCAAGUUCAAGGUAAGUUCUGAUAGCGAUAAACAAAUAAUAUUAACUAUCUUAACAUAGUCUAUAGUGUAUGAAUGUGAUUAUACCAUCAAUUUGCAUGAAGAGUAGCCUACCUGUAAUCCACUGUAGUUGUAGGUCAUGUUUAUCUCCUGUGUAUGCACCUUAGCUCCAGCUGUUCUCAGAGCCUGGGUUCCAGGGCAGAGUGGUGGUACUGGAGGACAGUGUGGUAGCCCUGGAGGAAAACUUCUUCCCUGGCUCCUGUAGAGUACUGGCUGGGAGGUGAGCACAACAUCAACUUUAAACACAGCAUGUUCAUUCUACUUGUUAUAGAGUGACAUUUAGUAUACAGAAAUGUUGGGCUUUCCUCUGGCAAAAUAUUUUAUAUCUGUUGACGAAGAAAAUGUUAAAACGUUAGUUGUAUAUUACACUCAAAGUGGACUUAGUACUGGAGAGAGCUGUAGUUGACUGUGUGCCUCUGUGCUGUGUUCCAGCUGGGUGGCGUAUGAAGGAUCCCAGUUCACAGAGCACACUUAUGUCCUGGAGGAGGGAGACUACCCCAACACUGAGUCUAUGGGCUGUCUGGGUCCUGACUCUACCAUCCGCUCCGUACAGACCAUCAGCCAUGUUGAGUACAGAGGAGAUCCUGCAGUUAUGUGUGUUGGCAUGGCAUGCAUGCGUACCGUAUUUGUAAACCUAAGUCAUGUCUGUGUGAAGUGACUGCAUAUCUUGGAGAUAUCCUGUACCUACAAUACCAUAAUGAUGUAUAGUCUCACACACUCCUUCCCCCUUGUCUCUCCAGGAGUUCUCCUUCCCGUCCAUAACGUUGUUCAGUAAGGUUGGCUGUAGAGGCCGUAGGGUGGUGCUGACUGGAGGGGUGGUGAACCUGCAGCUGGCUGGGGUGGACGGAUGCAUACGCUCCCUGGUGAUCGACGGAGGAAUGUAAGUCACACCUGAAUAGAUUUGACCGUUUUUAUUCGGCAAUAAAACAGAACAUUGUAAAGCAAGAGUUGCACCUACUAUUCAAAUUGGUUGAUGAAGCACUGUCUAAGCACCUAUUAAUCCAUCAACCAGUUUUGCUGGGUUAUUGUAAACAGAAAUGCUGUAGGAAGGUGGAUUGUUUACAUUUAAGGUGUGUUUGAGGUUUGUGUAAGUAGAGCAACUGACUGUGUGUGAUUGAUAAUUCCUGACCUACAGGUGGGUGCUGUAUGAGGGGAGUAAUCACCGCGGCCGUCAGAUCCUGCUUCCGCCCAGCAAACUGGGUGAUUGGUGCAAGUUCAGCAGCUGGCCGCGAAUCGGAUCCCUGCGACCACUAUUGCAGGUAUGGAGGCGGGACAUGCUGGCCAACAGAUUUUAUCUGGGAGUUUUCAUUCAGUAGAGUUUUCAAUACAUUUAUCUUAAGACAUCCCUUUAAAUACAGUGUAUCUUUUAGUUAGAAUUUUGUCAACAGGUUCACUACAAUAUAUCGAGAGAAUGGGUUCAAAAUAUUAGGGUCAAUGAAUGAAAGAAAGCCAUCUAAAUAUAUGCAUAUUCUGCUCCAUUUCAGCACCAAUUGUUAGAUUUAAAAUAGAUUAUUUAGGGUUAGGAACGGUGGAGGCUGCUGAGGGGAGGACGGCUCAUAAUAAUGGCUGGAACGGAGCGAAUGGAAUGGCAUCAAACACAUGGAAAUCAAGCAUUUGCUACCAUUCCAAUAUUCCGCUCCAGCCAUUACCACGAGCCUGUUCUCCCUCAUUAAAGUGCCACCAACCUCCUGUGGUUAGGAAAGCAUUUAUUCAUCAUAAAAAAACAGGUUUGGGGAGCAUUUACGCACAAAAUAAAUGUAACCCUCUCACCAGGCUCGAAUUUGACUCUCACAAUAUUACCUUAUUUAGAAUAUCUGAACAGCAUGGGAUAUUAGGUGAGAAGGACAUCUCCAAUAAGAAUCCCUAUUGUAAACUUGCUAGGGUGAAUGACAAAUAGGGUAUUAACUUCAGAUAGAAUGAUUAUAGACUUGGUUAUUAUUAUAAGGAUAUGCUUUCCCAUGCAUUAAAUGAAACUGAAACAGUAAAUGACUCCACCAAUACAACAGACAUAAGGUUCAAGAUCUAUAUUAAUCAAAUGUUCAAUGUAUCACAUCAAAAGAAAUAAAAAUAAUAAACCCCAAUGAUUUUUCCACAACCCAUGUCCAAAUUAUUUGCAAGCUUGCUUAAACCCUGGGCGCGCGUUGGAGCUCAUAAAAAAAAUUACGACAUACAUAAAGUCCCGAAGUCCACCACACAUUUGUAGCUACUCACUACUUGUAGAUAAUGCCUCAGCAAAAUAUAGUAGUUCCGUGCAGGUGUCCUCACAAGAUCCACAGCGAACACAGCUAUCAAUGCAGCCAGUACUCGGUAGCAGCAACAGACAUCCGUUGGAAACCCGAACUCGUUGAUCGUCACAAGCAAUUCUCUCCAAGUCUUGCACGAUGCUAGGCUAACCUCUAGGAUGUCGAAUGUCUCCACAAUGCGACGGCAGCUUCAGUCUCUACUAGGUCUUUCUUAACGAAAUAAUAAACACUCUCUUAUAUAAAUAAAAUCAGGAUUUCCCUUAAAAAAAACUCUGUAGGUAUGGUUUUGUUCUCUCUUUAUCGUUUCCUUUGGUCGUUUUUCCUUCACCAACCCCACUAACGUCUCUCCUCUCCCUUCUUUCAACCUUUCCCUCUCUUUUUCUAUUCCCAGCAACCAGUCCACUCUCCCAUUGGCCACAACUUAACAAGUUACCUCAUUGGUCAAAACUUUAACGAGAUACGUGGGAAACUUAAACUUAAAAGUAAACCAACCUAUUCACUUGUACAUUUUUUAUAAACAUUGCUUCAAAAGAAAUGCAUUAAUGACAUUACAAAUCAGGAGCUAUUCGAUCACCUUUUAAAUCUAAUACCAAUGAAUUAUAACAAAUAAACUCUAUACUUGGUUUUAGCAAGGUAUUACAUAAAAAAACAUUGUUCUUCAACCUAUGGUAAUGUUGGAAGACUAGCGUACAUAUAAUUAUAAUAGGGAGAAUAGUGUACAAUAGUAGGCUAUACCAUGGAACUGUGUGACGACACGGCCAAGUAUUGCGCAACGUGUUGGGUUCAAACUGUUACGGCUUGGUCUGCGCUCUGCUCCAUAAUGAUUUGAUUAGCCUACAUGUCUUUUUUAUAUAUUAUCAACUGUUACUAAUGAUCCUCAGAGGAAGCAAAUUAAAGUAAACUAAAUUAUGUAAUUAAAUGUAAUGAUAAUAUAUACCAACUGAAGGGAACUAACGGUAAAUUGGCAGUUUAAUAUUUGUGGUUAUUAAGCCUACUGACAGUCGAUACUGAUAGUGGCUAAUAUUUAACAUGAUAGAAAUAGGAGAGUGCUCAUCCCUGCCAGUUAAAAGGCCGUACAAUUUACAUUCUGCAUAAUGGCACAUCAAUUCAUAAGCUUUACUGUGGGAAAGUUGUAUGCUUCAGAUUGCUGCCAUAUGACUAGUUUCACGUGUCUCCAGCGAUUAUAAGGUCAAAUAGAUCUAAAACAAGUGUCAUUCAUAUUUAAAAUUCCCUUAUCCAAACGGAUUAAUCAUAUACCUAGCUCUUAUCAAUAGCUCUUAUCAAGUUGUAAAUUACAGUGAAUGGAGUGUUAUUUCUAUCGGAAAAAAUAAAAUGAAUGAUUUUUCCACUUGCAACCAGUAGGUUCGCUUGACCUUAUUCAUGGUUUCCUUUACACGUACAGUUGAAGUUGGAAGUUUACAUACACUUAGGUAGGAGUCAUUAAAACUUGGGUUUCAACCACUCCACAAAUGUCUUGUUAGCAAACUAUAGUUUUGGCAAGACGGUUAGGACAUCUACUUUGUGCAUAACACAAGUAAUUUUUUAAACAAUUGUUUACAGACAGAUUAUUUCACUUAUAAUUCACUGUAUCACAAUUCCAGUGGGUCAGAAGUUUACAUACACUAAGUUGACUGUGCCUUUAAACAGCUUGGAAAAUUCCAGAAAAUUAUGUCAUGGCUUUAGAAGCUUCUGAUAGGCUAAUUGACAUAAUUUGAGUCAAUUGGAGGUGUACCUGUGAAUGUAUUUCAAGGCCUACCUUCAAACUCAGUGCCUCUUGCUUGACAUCAUGGGAAAAUCAAAGGAAAUCAGCCAAGAUCUCAGAAAAAAAAAUUGUAGACCUCCACAAGUGUGGUUCAUCCUUGGGAGCAAUUUCCAAACGCCUGAAGGUACCACGUUCAUCUGUACAAACAAUAGUACGUAGGUAUAAACACCAUGGGACCACGCAGCCGUCAUACCGCUCAGGAAGGAGAUGCGUUCUGUCUCCUAGAGAUGAACGUACUUUGGUGCGAAAAGUGCAAAUCAAUCCCAGAGCAACAGCAAAGGACCUUGUGAAGAUGCUGGAGGAAACAGGUACAAAAGUAUCUAUAUCCACAGUAAAACGAGUCCUAUAUUGACAUAACGUGAAAGGCCGCUCAGCAAGGAAGAAGCCACUGCUCCAAAACCGCCAUAAAAAAGCCAGACUACGGUUUGUAACUGCACAUGGGGACAAAGAUCAUACUUUUUUGAGAAAUGUCCUCUGGUCUGAUGAAACAAAAAUAGAACUGUUUGGCCAUAAUGACCAUCGUUAUGUUUGGAGGAAAAGGGGGUUUCUUGCAAGCCAAAUAACACCAUCCCAACCGUGAAGCACAGGGGUGGCAGCAUCAUGCUGUGGGGGUGCUUUGCUGCAGGAUGGACUGGUGCACUUCACAAAAUAGAUGGCAUCAUGAGGAAGGAAAAUUAUGUGGAUAUAUUGAAGCAACAUCUCAAGACAUCAGUCUGGAAGUUAAAGCUUGGUCGCAAAUGGGUCUUCCAAAUGGACAAUGACCCCAAGCAUACUUCCAAAGUUGUGGUAAAAUGGCUUAAGGACAACAAAGUCAAGGUAUUGGCCAUCACAAAGCCCUGACCUCAAUCCUAUAGUAAAUUUGUGGGCAGAACUGAAAAAGUGUGUGUGAGCAAGGAGGCCUACAAACCUGACUCAGUUACACCAGCUCUGUCAGGAGGAAUGGACCAAAAUUCAUCCAACUUAUUGUGGGAAGCUUGUGGAAGGCUACCCGAAACGUUUGACCCAAGUUAAACAAUUUAAAGGCAAUGCUACCGAAUACUAAUUGAGUGUAUGUAAACUUCUGACCCAGUGGGAAUGUGAUGAAAUAAAUAAAAGCUGAAAUAAAUCAUUCUCUCUACUGUUAUUCUGACAUUUCACAUUCUUAAAAUAAAGUGGUGAUCCUAACUGACCUGAGACAGGGAAUGUUUACUGGGAUUAAAUGUCAGGAAUUGUUAAAAACUGAGUUUAAAUCUAUUUGGCUAAGGUGUAUGUAAACUUCAGACUUCAACUGUAAAGGUGGUGGAUUUGUUAGGGAAUUAAGUCAAUGUCAGAAUACUGCGUAUCUGUUGAUACACCUCCGCCACGCCUUCAUUUAUUUGAUCUCCACCCUGGACGAAUAGCGGAUGAAUAGCAUGCUAUUCUCAUGCUUAAGUUCAAGGUCAGAAUACGCAUAUGGAGAAAAGUGCAUAAAAAAGGAAUUGCAUUCCAUUUACGCUCACUUUACUCAGGUCAGAAAAAGCCCCCAUAUCGGACACAUACAAAAUAGCCUAAUCUUCAUGACUAAUGUUCAAAUUUAGACAUCAGUGGACUGCAUCCUAACAUCUGUGUGUACAACUCAACUUCUGCACAAAUCUCAUUCAGUCAUCAAUGCAAGUUAUUUUCUUGGGGGGGGGGGAAAUGAUAUGCAGGCACAGCAAGUUACUAUUUGGCCUUAUGACUCAUAAUGACCACUUUUGGGUGAGAAUAACUUAUCUAGCCUAGUCUAGACAAGAUCAUAUUAUCCGUGUUGUUGCCCUCUACAGAAGCAGGUGUACUUCCGUCUGCGGAGCAGAGAGACAGGCUACGUGAUGUCCCUGUCAGGGCCUCUGGAUGACAUCAAGCUGCUGCGGGUCCAGGCCCUGGAGGAGACUGGGGGAGUGGACCAGGUCUGGAUCUACCAUGAUGGAGUCCUACACUGCAAGGUACUGCAUGGGCUCAAGAUUUUGCACUAGAUCAUCAUUUCCACUCAUUAACUCCACAGACAUCCUUAUUCAUUCCAUCAUCACCACCUUCAAGCGUUCCAGAACUGGCUUCCUCAUUAUUUCAACAUAGUUUCAUGUCACGUGUUGAGCAUAUCCCAGUACAAUUGUCGUUUGUCUCACAUAUAACAUUUCAAUUAUCUGUACCAUGCUUAUAGGUUUGUAUUCAAUACAGAAUCCACCAACAUCUGAACACCUAUUCCCUGUCUCUACAGCUGGUGGAGGACUGUUGCCUGCAGAUCACGGGGAGCGUUGUCAUGGCGGGCAGCAGGCUGUGUGUGUCUCCUCCAGAGCCAGGGAAAGACAACCAGCUGUGGAACAUUACCCCAGAUGGCCUGGUCCGAUGCCACCUCAAACCUGAUCUGGUGCUGGAGGUUAAAGGUCAGAUCAGCUCUCCUGCUCUCGCUCUCUCAGCUAGCAUCUAUACUGAACAAAAAUAUGAAUGCAACAUGCAACAAUUUCAAUGAUUUUACUGAGCUACAGAUCAUAUAAGGCAAUCAGUCAAUAGAAAUAAAUUCAUUAGGCCCAAAUGUAUGGAAUCCACAUGACUGGGCAGGGGCGCAGCCAUGGGUGGGCCUGGGAGGGCAUAGGUCUACCCACUUGGGAGCCAGGCCCAGCCAAUCAGAAUGAGUCCCCACAAAAGGGCUUUAUUACAGACAGAAAUACUCCUCAGUUUCGUCAGCUGUCCGGGUGGCUGGUCUUUCACGAUCCCACAGGUAAAGAAGCUGGAUGUGGAGGUCCUGGGCUGGGGUGGUUACACGUGGUCUGCGGUUGUGAGGCCGGUUGGAUGUACUGCCAAAUUCUCUAAAACGACAUUGGAGGCGGGUUAUGGUAGAGAAAUUAACAUUCAAUUAUAUGGCAACAGCUCUGGUGGACAUUCCUGCAGUCAGCAUGCCAAUUGCAUGCUCCCUCAAAACUUGAGACAUCUGUGGCAUUGUCUUGAGUGAAAAAACUGCUCAUUUUAGAGUGGCCUUUUAUUGUCCCCAGCACAAGGUGCACCUGUGUAAUGAUCAUGCCAUUUAAUCAGCUUCUUGAUAUGCCACAACUGUCAGGUGGAUGGAUUAUCUUGGCAAAGGAGAAAUUCUCACUAACAGGGAUGUAAACAAAUUUGUGCACAACAUUUGAGAGAAAUACGUUUUUUUGCGUAUGGAAAAUGUCUGGGAUCUUUUAGUGGGACCAACACUUUACAUGUUGCGUUUAUAUUUUUGAUCAGCAUACCAGCAUACCAGCUCCCGAGUGGCGCAGUGGUCUAAGGCACUGCAUCUCAGUGCUUGAGGCGUCACUACAGACCCCCUGGUUCGAUUCCAGGUUGUAUCAUAACCGGCCGUGAUUGGGAGUCCCAUAGGGCGGCGCACAAUUGGCCCAGCGUCGUCCGGGUUUGGCCGGUGUAGGCCGUCAUUGUAAAUAAGAAUUUAUUCUUAACUGAUUUGCCUAGUUAAAUAAAGGUAAAAUAAAAUAAAAAAGAGUAUAGGAGCUCUGACGUUCAGCUCAGUCCCUGUUAUCUGGCUCCAUCUGGUGGUAGGUUUAGGAAGUGUUUAGUUAGUUAUUUGCAUUACCCAUCUGUUGCCGUGCCAUUGAAUAGAUAGCCUACACUAAACUGUAUAAUGUCUUCUACUCACAGGUGGACAAAGUUAUGACAAAACUCAAGUGAUUCUCAACACAUUUGAUGAGAGAAAACACAACCAAAGAUGGUCUUUGGAGAUCCUGUAAUAUAGUGUCAAUAGGCCCUUCAACAGCAACUCUGACUUGGGCUUCAGAACUUCUGGUGCAGUUCUGCUGUGGGCCUCAGAUUCCUCUGGUGCAGCUAAGCCAAGGGUGUUAGACCUUUCUUGCAUCAUAAAGCCAUGGGACUCAGAGCUCUGUGAUGCAGCUCCACCGUGGGACCCAUACUCUUAUUUCUUUAUGAAGUUCCUCAAUGGGCCUUAAUGCUCUGUGAUUCUAGUCUGCAGUGGGCCUCGAGAUAUUCUGCAAAAUGUGUUGAGCUUGUGCGCAUCCAUAUUAGACUGUCUUUGUGAAACACAUCUAUAAACUAGUAACCUACACAUUUCCAAGUCACUGCAAAGAGAAAGAAACCAAACAACAUGCGGCUACAGAACUAUCUAUAGAGCAAGGGCGGCAGGUAGCCUAGCAGCUAAGAGCAUUGGGCCAUUAACUGAAAGGUUGCUGGUUCGAAUACCCGAGCCGACUAGGUGAAAAAUGUCGAUGUGCCCUUGAGCAAGGCACUUAAACCUAAUUGCACCUGUAAGUUGCUCCAGAUAAGAGCAUCUGAUAAAUGACUAAAAUGGAAUACGUUUGUGUCUCUACUAUAUUCAUAGCCUUUACAAUUAGUUAAGUGUGCUUCACCAGUCAAUUACUGAAAUGUAUAUUUUUUCACACAAGGGUUAUUCUAUGAAGUCACACAUUCUUAAUGUCAUAGAUGAACACUCCUUGAAUUCUCGAAAUUAUACGUUUUGUGUAGAUAUGUUGUUAACACUUUACACCCAGCAUCAUAACACGUUAUGACACGGUCAUAACCAUGUCAUAAUAUGUUAUAACACCUACAUAAGAGUGUCAAAACCCAUAAAACCUACCAUGGUAGUUAUUUUAUGGCUGGUUAUGACACCUAUAUAAGAGUGUGAAAUACCACAAAACCUACCACACAAGACAAAACAUUCCAUUACACCAUAGCCUACUUGUCAACAGUUUAAUUGACCAUAUUAAAUUAUCAUUGUAAUUGCACACACAUUUAUGUCAGACAUGCAGCUACCCCAAUGCUCUGUUUCUGAUGACUGGGAUGAAUGCAGGAGCAGAUUUCAGGAGCAGGACAAGACACCCUCUUUGUGACUGAUGACUGACAUAAGGGCAUGUACGUGAUAGGCCUAUCUGGCUUAUAUGAUUAUGAUGGUAAUAAUGCUUCUUAACAGUGUCAUAAAGUGUAUUUUCUUAGUCCAAGUAAAGUGACACAGGAUGGUCAAAAUGCUUUAUAACAGUGUCAUGAAGUUUAUUUUCUACAAGUUAUUUCAAAUAAGAUUUUUUUUAAAUGACUGCAAAGUAUUCAUUACAACAACAAAGGACUUAAGAAACAAACUUUCAAACGAAAGGAAACUGUGGGUUUUGACACUCUUAUGUAGGUGUCAUAACCAGCCAAAAAAUAAUGCAAUAUGUUAUGACCAUAUUAUGUUAUGUCAGUUAUGAUAUAUAUAUUAUGACAUGGUUAUGACAGUGGCAUAACGUGUUAUGACGCUAGGUGUCAAGUAAAGUCAAGUAAAGUGUUACCGAUAUGUUUUUUAAUGUUUCAUAAGUACUUUUCUUGUCUGUAUGUAUUUAUACUUUACUACACACAUCACUGCACAGAACAUUAGCUGCAGCAGGUAUAUAUGUCAUAUGUCAAAUGAUUAAAGAUCCAUUUCAACACUGUGCUGCAAUAUCGUGCUAACCACUGUCUUAAAUGUAAUGUCAACAAAAUGCUGUUACGAUCUAUAAAAAAUAAAUGUUUUUUCUUUUCUUGAUUUGUGGUAUGUUGUUGAGGCAUCUCAAUGACACUUCCAAAGUCGAGGACUUGAAUUAUCUUCAACUUCCUUAACACAUCAAAUACAACAGCUCUAUACUCAGACAGAUACACACUCAUAACCUUAGCACAGACAAUCCUAAAUGCAGUCAUCAAAAUUAUCUGACUGAAACACACCCAGCAUUUCCAUAUCAGGCCACGCUCUAUGCCCACAAGUCUGGUUGUCUCUCAGAAAUGCCUCAAGAUGGAGGCCUAAGGAAAACCUUCGCAUUUGUAGGAGUGGCAUUGGUAGGUGUUUUUCCCCUGCGUUUUUAGGAAACACUUAGCGGCAGUGGAGUCGUCCAGUGGUUCGUCGGAUGAGUCCUCUCCGCUGCUGAUUUUGACCACAGUUUUCCUCUGAGCGUGAUCCUUCUCUUUCUUCAGCAUGGCCUGAGGCACCUGGGAGAAGGUAAACUCCUCCUCCACCAGGAACAGGAAGUCACACGGAGUAAAAAAAACCGAACCUGACUUUAGAGCUCUGUGAAGGGUCAACGGUCGGGAUUAAUCAAAGGCUUGUUGUCAAUAAGCGCAUUGCACUUGACUUUUAAAGAUAAUUUAUGCUUGAGCCGACAUCCUCAGCAUGCAAAUGUUGGGGAGAUUGUCUUUUAAAGGCAAAAUUGUCUGUAGUGUAGUGCGCAGGGCUGCAACACACCGUUGAAUGAAUCCAGGCCAUCUUCCAAAAAAUUAAUGAAUAAUAGAUAAUAGAAAAAGAUGAGGUGAGAUAUGGUGUUUAUCUGUCAACACAGUAGCAUACAUUGAUAAAUGGCUGUGGUGAUGAUUAGACCAGCACACCGGUUUCUAGUUCCUCUUCUACACAGAAUGACCUGAUGUGUACCUCGUUGUGGAUUGGAGAAACUGGAUGUUCUGACAUCCUUCGCAGACCGCAACCUAUGAUGCACACCAACACCGUACACAACAACACCCUGGUCAGCCUCACCUGA